This is a messenger RNA of Giardia duodenalis, 2634 nucleotides long. RefSeq names its product Glucose regulated protein 94 / Heat shock protein 90. Lineage: Eukaryota; Fornicata; Diplomonadida; Hexamitidae. Bases 1 to 2634 code for a protein of 877 amino acids. Gene Ontology annotation, biological process: protein folding. The record is from RefSeq and is a predicted model, not a curated record. Gene Ontology annotation, molecular function: ATP hydrolysis activity; ATP-dependent protein folding chaperone; ATP binding. The transcript has a single exon.
AUGCUUCUCCUUCUGUGUGUGUCUGUGGCUCUCUGUGUUUCUGCAUCGGACCACCAAAACAAAGCGAAAUACGAGUUCAAGGCUGAGACCACGAACCUUCUGGACAUUAUUGUUCACUCUUUAUACUCCGACAGGGAGAUCUUUCUCCGCGAGCUCAUCUCCAACGCUGUAGAUGCCCUUGAAAAGCUGCGGUACAUAUCGUUGACAGAUGCUAAGGUACUCGGUGAAGGAGACACACCGAUGGAAAUCAAUAUUAGUGUCGACACCCAGAAAAAACUCAUUAUAAUAGAAGACACAGGAAUAGGAAUGAAUAAGGAAGAGAUGAUAACAAACCUGGGCACAAUCGCUGAGUCUGGAACCAGCCGUUUUAGGCAGACAAAGAAGGUUGGCCUUAACUCACAAGAUGAAGACUCUGCCAAGCCAACAAGUGCAAGCGGACUUAUCGGGAUGUUCGGCGUAGGGUUCUUCUCUUCCUAUCUUGUCGCAGAAAAGGUGGACUUCUAUUCCAGACGUGCACACGACAAGGCUGACAAUUACUCCACUCCCCACGUUGUCAAGUGGUCCUCCGAUGCCUCCUCUUACUACACUGUCGAAGACGUCGACGAGGCCCUGGAGCCCGAGGCAUGUCCCCAUAGGGGCAGCCGGGUGGUCCUUCACUUGCGCGAGAACAGUGAAGAAUUCCUUGAUACGGCCCUGCUUAAACACGUGAUCCUUAAGUAUUCUGGCUUCGUCGGCUUUCCCGUUAACUUAGAGAUGGUCAAUAAGCGCCGUGAAGAGUAUACGCCCAGCGCAGAUGAAGAGGACGACGAUGUCUUUGAUGCCCCCCUAGUCGUUGAAGAUGGUGCAACAGGAGAGAAAAAGGCCUCUACUGCAUCAGGGCCUAAGGUUUAUGAUGACGUCGAUGCCGACGGCAAGAAGGAUCCGCAGUCCUUCCAGGAUGCCGAGAAGGCCGUCAAGAAGCGGUAUAGGUAUGUGGAGUCCCGCGAGUGGCUAGAUGUUACAAAGGAGGCCACAAGCAUUUGGCUCCGCAAUCCUCAGACGAUCACGAAGGAAGAAUACGUUGAUUUCUAUCUCGGAACCUUGUACAAACCUGAUCCAGCACUGAGUUUUGAUUCUAGCAUCGCGAGCUUGGCAAAGGAGAUGGCUCCGCCCCUCACCUGGAUACACUUCCGCGGAGAGGGUGGGGAGGCAGACUUUAGGGCCCUCAUCUUUGUUCCUGGAUUCCCCUCUCUAAACUACUACGAAAAGUACCAUGACGAACGAGCGACUCUGAAUUUGUAUAUUAAUCGGGUCUUUGUCACCAACGAAACAGGUUCCAUUCUGCCCCAAUGGAUGCAAUUCGUUAAGGGAAUAGUCGACUCCGACUCCAUACGCAUAAACCUCUCCCGUGAGUUUAUACAGGAGUCGAAACUUCUUAAGAAAAUAGGCGAGAGAAUAGCACGCGCAAUGGUGAGGAAACUCACCGAUCUUUACAAGCAGGCGAAGGACUCAGAAAAGGAAUAUGAUAACUAUGUCAGCGAGCUAAUAAAGGAUGGGAUAACAGAGCCCACCAAGGAGCAGAUAGAGAAGGCCCCUUCAAAGGACGCAACAUUCUACAAGAUUCAUCACUGGUACAAGCGCUCCUUCUUCAUGGGUGCCAUCGAGGACAAGAAGAACAAGGAGGAGAUCAUGCACCUCCUUCUCUUUCCAACUACUCGCACGAUGGUCAACAGCCCAGAGGUCCAGGAGAAGUUCCGUCUUCACCAGGUCUCCCAUGAAGAGCUCCCACAUUUUUAUACUCUGCAGGAGUACGUAGAUGCUAUGCCCUCGUAUCAGAAAGAUAUUUAUAUGAUAUCCUGCACGUUUAUAGACGAGUGUCUUGCCUCCCCGUACACAGAAGCAGCAAAUACUCGUGGGCUGGAGGUGAUUUUCCUUACCGACGUGAAUGAGGAUCUGCUGCUGUCGACAUACCUCAACGAGUUUCGGGCAAACAGCGGCAAAGUGUACAAAAUCAAGAACAUAGCGAAGCUAGAAACAAAGCUUCCAGAUAAGCCCAAGGACGAUGUCUCUAAUGAAGAAGAGAAGGAGAAGGAGCGGCCAGACACAGAUAUCCCAGACCGCACUGAAGACAAGCUUCUAGCCCGAUAUCAUCUCAAGCUCCUGCGUGCGUACAUGCGACAAGCCACGCCGACAGUCCACGGAGUAGAGCGGUCCACCAAGCUUCCUGCUUCGACGCCUGCUCUCGCUGCAUCUAACAAGCACUCGCAUACACCGCUUCAGGAGAAGGCAAUGCAGCACUCCAAGAAUGCAGGAGAAGCCGACUACCACAGGAAGCAACGCACGUUAGAGGUUAACUUUGAACACAAUCUCAUUAAGAAGUUCAUUGCAGAGCUGGUUAAUCUCAAUCCGCCCAUGAAGCCGGCUAACUCUACGGACCCGAACGAUGAUUACGUGAUUCCCAAACCUGUUGUGAGCACUCCAGAGAUGGAUGAGCGGGCCGUUUUGUUGGCGGACAUUGCCACCUAUUUUGCUGGCUACGAAAUAGAGAACAAAAAGAGCUUUGCGAAGGCCCUUUUCAUGGUCCUCGAUACCCAGCUUGAGGGUACUUCUUCCCAAGAAAGCAGUAACUCCACUGCCUUUAAGGAUGAACUUUAA